CUCCUCCUCCUCCUCCACCCUGGACAUUUCCCUCCUCUUUCUCUCCCCCCCUCCUCCUCCCAACCAAAGGAUCCCCAGGGUCUGUGGGAUUGUUAGAUGGAAAGCCGGUCCAUCAUCACCCAAGUGCAGAGGGACGAAGCCUUGGUGCUUUCAAAACAAGUCUUGGUGUCCAGAUCCUCCCCAAAGAAGCCUCGCGGCCGGAAUAUCUUCAAGGCGCUUUUCUGUUGCCUCCGUGCACAGAAUGUUGGGCAGACGGCCUUUGGCGGAGAGCAUGGCCCGCACAAGGAGGAGACCAGCACCAUUGCCAAGUCUGAUCUGUUGCAGUGUCUUCAAUACCAGUUUUACCAGAUUCCUGGAACGUGUCUUCUCCCUGAGGUGACUCAGCAGGACAAGGGCAGAAUCUGUGUGGUGAUCGAUUUGGAUGAGACCCUCGUGCACAGUUCCUUCAAGGUUUAUGUUCUGAAGAGGCCGUUUGUAGACGAAUUCUUGAGGCGGAUGGGGGAGCUGUUUGAGUGCGUGUUGUUCACGGCCAGUCUGGCUAAGUAUGCUGAUCCGGUAACUGACCUGCUGGACAAGUGUGGAGUCUUCCGAACCCGUCUCUUCCGGGAGUCGUGUGUGUUUCACCAGGGCUGUUACGUUAAGGAUCUCAGCCGGCUGGGUCGUGACCUACGCAAGACUCUAAUCCUGGACAACUCCCCUGCCUCCUAUAUCUUCCAUCCGGAGAACGCUGUGCCGGUGCAGUCCUGGUUCGACGACAUGGCGGACACAGAGCUGCUGAACCUCAUCCCAAUUUUUGAGGAGCUGAGCGCUGCAGAGGACGUGUAUACCAGUCUUGGCCAGCUGAGGGCGCCCUAAGGCCCUCCCAGCCCUAUAACCCACAGGGGAACUUUUAUUUUCACUCAGUGCCUUCAGUAGUGGCCUGGAGGGUUGGGGGGGAAACCAUGGUGGUGUUUCUCCCCUUGACCCCACCGAAAGGCGGAUGCAAGGACUUUGGAGGCAAUAACCUGCCUGGCCACCCAACGGGGCAGGGCUGGUGCGUUUUGCAACCCAGGGUAUUGCUUAGACCGGUGAACCUCUGGCCUCUUCCAUUCAACAGCACGGACAUACAGGACAGACACCCCAUCCCCCGCUGGCUCUCGUAUCUAUGCACUGUGAGGAGACAGGGAGCGGUUGAGAGGCUGUGCCAUUCCCCCCCUGCGCUACGAUUCUUUCCCUCACCCUUUCAUUGGCUGCAGGAUUUUUAGUUAGCGUGUGGCUCAUCUCUCUCCCCCCCCCCCAGCAAGGCCAAACAGUUUGGCUGAAGAUUUUGAAAGCUCUCUGCGUCCUGCUUCCCUCGAGAGCAUGGCCUAAACCCAGGCCUUGAGAUGCAGCCGUGCGAGGCCUAGCGUUUCUACCUUUUCCUCACCUCAUGGUCAAGGCAAGGCACCUAUCCAAGCUCUCCAGUGCUUCUGCCCCAGCCAGGUGACCUCGUGUGGUAUCCUUUCCUUCAAGCGGCAAUCUCUUGAAGGAAUAGGAGGGGGGAGGGGCUUUCCUUGUUUUCGAUGCCUGCCUACAGGCGAGGAAGCUUCUUCCAGCUCCAGCCAUUUUUGUGAGGUCUCCGGUUUCACCUCCCUUCAGAAUAGCCGAGCUCACCCUUUCAGGGCCCUGGGCCCUUAGUUAUGCCAUGGACAUUGGGGAAACCCAGUGAGUUUCAAUACAUUACCGUGUACUUCAGCUAUGCCUCCCGGUUGAAGAGCAGUGUCCUCGUCCAUCCCCCUGAAGCACUUCCUACAUCAAAACAGUGUUGCAGCAUGAAGUCACAGUAUCAGUCUGGGCUGCUGACUUACCGGCUAGCACCCCACUCCCCCAGCUACACUCCAUCUUAGUUUCAGAGUUGCAUUACAGGUAUUCCCAGGUUCCUGCCCUAGCAUUACUUCUUGGGGAGGCCAAGCAAUAGCUCUGCCUUAAAAACUGCUCCUGAUUUGCAAGCCACCUCACUGUCAUGGGACUGUCGCAGUGCUGUCAGUUCUUCCAUUCUUGUUUGGUGCGGGCGCUGGCCCACGACACAGGACGGGACUUUUGCCCACCGCCAGAUGAGACUUUUGCCCACCGCCGGCUUCCCUGCCGCUCGCUUACCUCCUCCGAUGGGGCCCGGGCACACUGGACGUGGCAACCUGCUUCCCUCUCAGGACUCCUUCCAGGCUCCAUCGCCGUCACUUGAAAGCCCAGCCCUUCGGGUGGCCUCAGGGAAUAAUGGACUCGUGUCUUAGAAGAAGCGGCGUGUGUGUGUGUGUGUCGUUUCUGGCGUGCACGCAGUCCGGUCCACACCGAUCGCCUUGAGUCUCUGGGGGAGCCAGAGGAGAUGUUGCGCCUCACUUGGUGUUUCUGUGCCCUGAAGCUGCUGACAGCGAGUGAACGUGCCUCAUAAUCUUUUGGGGAGUUGGGGUCAGGCCUUAUUUGAGGACUAGGCCCCAGAGACCUGGCUGGGCCGGCCUGCGUGCAUCUUUCAUCUUCUGCUGCAUUUUCUUGGGAGACCAAAUGCAGACCGGGGCGGGGGGUGGUGGUGGUUAGUUGUGAUUGUUGUUCAUGUUUCUAUGCCAGAGGGGGCUUUCCUCAGCCACCUUUUCUUCUCCUUCCCACCUGUGCUGGAGUAUGGUACGGUCUGCCUUUCCUGGUCUCACCCUGCUGUGUUGUGAGCAAACGCUUUCAAAGUGCCAUGUUGGGGGGGGGGGAUAACGGGACAAUGAAAUACGACACUAAGCCAGCUUGCUGUUCUUUCCCCCUUUCCCUCCCGUAAGCAAUACGCUGCAAGUGACUCCGUGUUUAGCAUUUGGGGCUGGGGAGGGAGUCAGACACGGCACUUCAGGGCUGCUCCCUCCCCACCCACCCUCUAUCUUCUCUGGUGCUGCUGCCGACUCACUGGCUCGGCUCCCGUGGGGAGGGGAGCUGUUGAUCACCUGGAUACGGGAUGCUCUAGAGGACCAAACAUUUAAGAUUUGUUAUCGGUCAGGUGAGCGGAGUAGCUCCUAGCCUGGCCAAAGUGCUGCUUGAAGUUUCAUCGUAGUUUUAAGUGUUCUGAUUGGCUACUAGUCGACUUCUGACUCUUGGGUGUGCCCGUGCAACAUGUGUGUGUGUGGGGGGCUAGGCCUCAACCGAUGUAUGAGAGGAAUCUGCUGCCACCACCUGCUUCCUCCACGACCCCACACCUGACCCUCUCUUUGCCUCAGUUGCUGGGGUAGGGGCGGGUGUCUCCAACUCUGCCAAGCAGGGGGGGGGGAGUUUCUUUUUCUAGUUCAAUAAGCUGCUGUUUCUCUCCAAGGCAGAAACAGACCUUUGAACUGUUGCAAGGUUAAUGAGUGCAGGGAAGAACAAAAGCCUGUUGUGUCUCCUUCCUGGUUGGGCCCGUGGUCACAACUGAGGCGUUGCCUUCUGUCAGCUGAAGAGAAAUUGCCUCUUUUCUGCCCCUCCUGUCUGCUGGCAGCGGUAUGGACCUCUUGGCCAAUGUAAAACUGGCUGAGAGGUCCUUCACCGGGCUAAGCGUCAAGGCUUCCAUCUGAGGGGAAAGGUUACAUGAGCACAUGACACACUCCCAACGGUGUUGUUCACUCCUAGAUAGCCAGAAAAUGUCGUACCCUUGGCAGGCCCACCCCAGCAUCAAAUAUUGGGCUAAUGUUAGACUGAGGUAACCAGGGUGUCCCCUCUCCCCUUCUCAAAAUAACAUGGUGAAUCCAUGCCACUAAUGUGUGGCGGGAUCUUCAUGAAACAUUUUUUUAAAAAAAAAAUCUGAAGGAGUUCAACGCAAGAUUAACUUGGAUACCGCCACUGUUUUGUAUAAACUUGUUCUGUCAAAAAUAUGGCGGGGAAGAGUUCGUCAGGUGGUGGAUCUCUUCAGAUGAUCCCACUGGGGGAGGGGGAGACUUGGUUGGGUGAAUUCACUCUUAAGAGGCCACUUGUCUCCUUAUCCUAACACAUAUCCACACACACACACACAUAUUCUGACGGUCAGGCUGACAAAGCCCUUGUUUAAUAGCCAUAAAUGAUGAACCUGGGUCCAAUUGCCAAUGUUGGGAUUGUGCCUUGAUCAAACCCAGCUGGUGGGGUUUAGGGUAAAACAGCCAGCCGAGAGGCGACCCUAGCACUUAUCAAGGGAGGUGCCUUUUGUAGGGGGGUACCUGACUCACCCUCCACCAAAGCUACCCCGUUUGCUGUCUGUUCCUCUUGCUUCCUGGUAAGGUUUGGUGCCCCGUUUUAUACUGAGAGUUGUGGCUGGUGGUGUUUUUAGUAACCAAGCCCUGGGCUUCCUCUUCUCUCCCCAUCUCACAGAAGCGUAAAGACAUCGGUUGCCUUUGUGACAUGUUCUCACUUGCUGGGGUUUUUUGUUGUUGUUGUUUUUUUUAAAAAAAACUAUUUUAAUUGAAAAAAAACCCCUCAAAACUUGAAGCCGGUGCUGCCGCCGUUUCGAUCUUUUUCUAUUUUUGGAAUCUUUGUAUUAACUGCAAUUUAAAAAAUAA
Messenger RNA from Gekko japonicus, 4490 nucleotides. RefSeq names its product CTD small phosphatase 2 (gene CTDSP2). The transcript has 7 exons. The coding region runs from base 97 to 855 and encodes 252 amino acids. The record is from RefSeq and is a predicted model, not a curated record. Gene Ontology annotation, molecular function: RNA polymerase II CTD heptapeptide repeat phosphatase activity. NCBI's taxonomy places the organism in Eukaryota, Metazoa, Chordata, Lepidosauria, Squamata, Gekkonidae.